AUGGACAAAGCCCAAGGACAGCAUUCAUCCGCAUCCGAGUUCAAGGAAGUGGAGAUUCCAUCAUCUACACCAGAGCCCUUCCACCAACGCCUCCUCCGGGGGCAGAGCAAUACCACUACGACUACCCCUUCCGGCACGGAUGUGAAGGAGGAUAGGCCCCUAAUCCGACGUUCGCGUUUUAAGGAGGCGGGGGUCGCGGGUGUAAUAAAGGUCUACAACUGGGUAAUCGCGAGGCCAUUCUUGAAGGCGAAGUUCCCUACGACGUUGAUGAGUUGUAGGUGCGGUGAGCUGUUUACUGAUGACUGGGUGUGCUUCCAUAACCCAGAACGUCCAUUUGAUCCAGUUGGCACGUCCCUCCGGGUUCUGGAAACGGAGGAGGAGGAAAUGCUGGAGGGGGAGCGGGUUGCGCUGCUUUAG
Mytilinidion resinicola is the source of this 417-nucleotide messenger RNA. RefSeq lists its product as uncharacterized. Lineage: Eukaryota; Fungi; Ascomycota; Dothideomycetes; Mytilinidiales; Mytilinidiaceae. The transcript is spliced from 2 exons. The record is from RefSeq and is a predicted model, not a curated record. The coding region runs from base 1 to 417 and encodes 138 amino acids.